Schistosoma margrebowiei is the source of this 776-nucleotide messenger RNA. The record is from the annotation of a GenBank genome assembly. Lineage: Eukaryota; Metazoa; Platyhelminthes; Trematoda; Strigeidida; Schistosomatidae.
UGUUCCCCUUUUUCCUAUUCGGUCAACACUGUUGAAAAAUUUACUUUUAUUGUGUACUAAAAAACUUCAUGUUUAAAGGUGAACAUCUUCGACAAGUUGAUGGUGCUGCUGUGGGUAGUCUUUUGGAACCUUUCUUAGCCAGUGUAUUUGUCAUAUGUUGAGAGUAUGACAAAUGAGCUUUUGAGUGAGGUAACCUCAUAAGAGAUACAUGGAUGAUAUAUUAGUUAUGUGUGAUAAUAAUUUCGAUAUUGCUCAGUCAUUAGAUAAACUAGAUAGUUUGACCUAUGAGGAAGAAAUUAAUAACAGAUCACCAUUUUUAGACAUACUUUCGAGUCGAUGGGAGGUUGGGAUUAUAAUGCGGUCAGUAUAUAGGAAACCAACAUGGAGUGAUCAAUAUUUAAACUUCCAAUUUUUAUCCGUUGUAGCACGAGCGAAGCUUCGUAAGUGCCUCUCUAACAGCACUCAAAGCAUAUGUGCUGCAGAUAUGUUUGAAGAUGUGAAAUUGCUGACUGACACAGUGAUAUCAAACGGUUAUCCACUGAAGUUUAUAAAUAAGUACAAUAGUCAGUCAACACCAAAUCUCUUUAAUUCUGUUGCGAAAGAAAGUGUUAACAUACCUCUGCUAUUUGGAAGUGAAUCUAACAGUAUGAUUUUAGGACGGAAACUAAAAUCAGCAAUCGAAGACAUUACGCUGCUAAGCUGAUCGUGAUCGGAGGUACUAAUCCCAUAAUUCCAAAUAGACCUAGGCAUUGCACGAGUAAUGCGAUGAUUUCCCC